GAAGUAACAAAUAUAAAUGUAAUGUUUGUAAUCAAGAGUACUUUUGGCCCUCCGCCAGGCCGGUUACAAAAAUAGUUUGCCACAAACGUCGUAGUCGUCUAUACGUAAACCCUGUCAAAUUAUUAUAUCGAUAAUAUUUAUUUUGAAAUGGAACGAUCCCAUAAUUUACACUCGAGUUUCCACGGAUCCUUCAGGAGCAAGGAAUCGUCGUCGACAACAGGCAGCGAUCCCCGUGAAAAAAUAAAAGACUGUCUCCGGAAGUUUAUAGCAUUUAUGUUUACACAAGUGGGUGUUGGCGCGCUGGUGGUUUGCUAUGCGAUCUUAGGUGCUGCGAGCUUCAUGCAUAUAGAGAAAGACAGUCCAGACAUGCAGCUAGUGAGAGUCAUCAAAUGGCGUCAGAGCUGUGUCGAGCAACUGUGGGGCAUCACUAACAAGUAUAAUGUCUUGAACUACACAGCAUGGAUGGCCAGUAGCAAUAGUGUAUUGAAAGACUUUCAGAACAACAUCACAACGGCAGUUCAUCUAGGAUAUAACGGGAGAUCUUCAGAGGAUAUAUGGUCAUUCCCAGCUGCUCUUAUGUAUUCCUUGUCUGUUUUCACAAUGAUUGGCUAUGGUAAUGUUGUGCCGAAAACACUGUGGGGAAAGAUUGGUACUAUUGCAUAUGCCUGUUUUGGGAUACCAAUCUAUGUACUUUAUUUUUGCAAUAUGGGUAAAGUUUUAGCUCAAUCUUUUAAAUGGUUAUACAUAACUGCUUAUGAGUGCAGCCGGAGGGAAGACCCUUUGCUAGAAGAUGGAGAAUUGCAACCGGUCAAAAGAAAGAUCACUGUGCCAUCUACAGCCUGUUUGUGGGUGAUUUCAUUCUAUAUACUGACUGGGACAAUCAUGUUUGGUGCUUGGGAGAAAUGGAAUUAUCUGGAUUCUACAUAUUUCUGUGUGAUAAGUCUCUGCAAGAUUGGUUUCGGGGAUUUUGUGCCUGGAGCUAACAUUGCUGAUUCUGCCGAGGGAUCUCAUCUGAAGCUGGUUAUAAACUUUAUUUACGUCCUCCUCGGUAUGGGAUUGGUAGCAAUGUGCUACAAUCUGAUGUGUGAAGAUGUAAGGGUCAAAGUUAGGGAGCUGAGACAGGAUCUGAAGAAUUGUCUGGAUGAUAUAACUUUGAAAAUUACGGUUUGCAUGAACGACACCAAAUAUUACCAUCAGAAACAAACGAGGCAUAUUAAAUGAUACACAAAUAAUAGUUUAGAGUAGGUUUUCUGUGUACUUGUAUGUUACAAGUCUCUUUUAAAAUACAAUGGUCUGUAUUUUAAACAUUGCGCUUCAGUUUGGCAUUUUGUUUUUUAUCUCCGGCUGAGUUAUGGGAGCUACUGAUCAGUAUUUGUACAAUUUUUACUAAUAUUCAUGAUAAAGAAUAAAUUUAUUUUAAUGUUUUGCCUGUUAUUAAUAUAUGAAAUAACAAUUAGUGAAUACUUUUCAUAUUUAUUUUUUGACAAUAUUUUCAUGUACUAAAAGAUAUUCUAUUCGUAGAAGGUCUUAUUUAUAGUUUUAAGCGGAAAAUGCUAUUUUUAUACUUAUUAACAAUUAAUUUGUGACAUAUCGGAUGCUUUCAAUUAAUGUGAUUAAAGUUAUGUGCUUAUAUGUUA
Messenger RNA from Danaus plexippus (monarch butterfly), 1637 nucleotides. Its product is annotated as TWiK family of potassium channels protein 7. Gene Ontology annotation, biological process: potassium ion transmembrane transport; stabilization of membrane potential. The coding region runs from base 148 to 1221 and encodes 357 amino acids. NCBI's taxonomy places the organism in Eukaryota, Metazoa, Arthropoda, Insecta, Lepidoptera, Nymphalidae. Gene Ontology annotation, molecular function: potassium ion leak channel activity. The transcript has a single exon. The record is from RefSeq and is a predicted model, not a curated record. Gene Ontology annotation, cellular component: membrane.